Messenger RNA from Lymnaea stagnalis (great pond snail), 20726 nucleotides. The record is from the annotation of a GenBank genome assembly. NCBI's taxonomy places the organism in Eukaryota, Metazoa, Mollusca, Gastropoda, Lymnaeidae.
AAUAUAAAAGAACACAAAAUGGCGGAAGGAGGUCCACCGGAUUUAACUACUCAGAAAAAAACUAUUGAGGAAUACCUUAGUCAAAAUUUAAAGAAAGGAGAGUUAUGGUACGGCUGUAACUAAGUUUCAUGUAGCUAUUAUAAAUUUCUUAGACAAAUAAUUUGUACAGCUUUAUAAAAUCAACGUGAUAAACUAUAUAACUAUACUAUAACUUUAUAUACUUAAUUAUAAUUUACUAUAUAAUCAUAAUGAAUGCCUAUUUUACUGUAUACUUGUACAUUGCAUUCAUUGUAUAUUGCAUUACAACCCACCUACUUACGACCACUAAUACUAUUAUUAUUAAGCUCUAUAACUUAUACUGUAUUACUACUUCUUCUUCUUCUUCUAUAUCUUAAGGGCCCACUAUCAAUUUAUUGAUCAUUUUGGCAUGUAGAUGGGAUUUGCAAUGUUUCUGUUACUGGUGGUGAUGAGGAAAUUAUGCACUAGGGGUUUGAAGGCUUGAGGCAAUAGACACAAAUGUGUCUAGUGUUGUCGCCUCAACUGUUCCUUUUGAAAGAUGGUUCCAGUCCCUGAUUGUCUUGGGCAGGAAUGAGCAGCUCCUAUACUGGCUUCUUGCUGGUAUGAGCCUGAAUUGCCUGUCAUGGCCUCGUCGCUGUCUAUGGGGGAGAGGGACGAGUUUCUGUUUAAUACUGGAACAGUGGACCAGCCCAUUAUUUAUCUUGUACAUCAUGGAGAGCCUGGAUUGUCGUCGUCGUUUCUCCAAUGGUGACCAGCCUAGUGUUUCUAGCAUGCUGCCAACACUAGAGGUAUUCCUGUAGCGGUUUAGGACAAAGCGUGCUGCUCGUCGCUGGACCGCCUCCAACCUGUCAAUGCUCUUCUGGGUAAAUGGGUCCCAGACUGAAGAUGCAUAAUCUAAAAUCGGACGGAUAAAGGCUUUAUAUGCUCUUUCUUUCACACAGGAGUUGCCAAUCUUUAGAUUUCGCCUUAAGAACCCCAAGGCUUGGUUUGCUUGGUUACAUACAUUGUUAAUAUGCUCGUCCCAGCGGACCUCUCUUUGAAUGGUAACACCCAGGUACUUUACGGAGGAAACUUGCUCAAGAAUAUGGCCGUGCAGUUUGUAUUGGUAGUGUAGAGGAGUACAACUUCUAGAGAUUGAUAGUGUCUGGCACUUGGCAGGGUGAAAUUCCAUGUCCCAGCUCAUCUCCCACUCAGCUAACAGAUUGAGAUCCUGUUGUAGCUGGUCCUGGUCAGAUCUGUUGGCGAUCGUCCUAUACACUGCUGUGUCAUCUGCAAACAGUCUUGCCUGUGAUGUCAGUUUCUCCGGUAGGUCAUUAAUGUAUGCUAGGAACAAACAGGGGCCCAGGACUGAUCCCUGGGGGACCCCUGACUUCACAUUGACAAAGGAGGAGCUUGUACCGCCCACCACUACUGCUUGGCGUCGGUGGCUGAGGAAGCUAGAGAUCCAUGUUUUAGUGGUGCCUUGAAUCCCAUAUAUCUGGAGUUUGUGUAGAAGCAAACUAUGAUUCACCCGGUCAAAUGCUUUUGCGAAGUCCAUUACUAGCACGUCAGUCUGCUUGUGGUUCUCCAGAUUGGUCAUCAAGUCUUCUACAAAUUCGAGAAGCUGGGUCUCACAUGACCUAUUGACUCGGAAGCCAUGUUGACAGUCAUUGAGUAUAUUUUUGCUUUCAAGAUGCUUCAUGACAGAGCUUACGAUUAUGUGCUCCAACAAUUUGCAGACGACGCUAGUGAUGGAUAUCGGACGAUAGUUGGCAGGGUCGGAAUGCUCCCCUUUCUUGUAAAUUGGAGUGACAUGCGCUGUUCUCCAGUCUGCUGGAACAUUUCCUGUGCAUAGUGACGAUUGGAAGAGGAUUGUCAGUGCAGGAGCGAUUUCUUUGGCUAAUUCUUUGAGCACUCGUGGUUUAAUGUUGUCAGGACCACAUGCUUUGUAAGGGUUAAUGGUAUUGAGGAGGGCAAACACACCUUGUUCUGAUAUCUGGAUAUCUCCCAUGAUAGGAUAGGCUCUGUUCAUCAUUUUGGUCUUCAGAAGAACUCAGUCUCAGAGUACUCUCUACCGUCACCAAAGACCGACUGGAACUGCUGAUUGAGUAUCUCCGCCUGUGCUUUUGGGUCAGAUGUCAAUUGGCCAUCCCACCUCAAGGGGGAAACUCCAGCGUUUGAGGACUUUUGGUGUUUCACAUAGCUCCAGAAGCGCUUGUUCUUUACAUCUUUACUUACUUAUGACCACUACUGCGAUUAACUAUUAUUUAAGCUCUAUACUCUAUGUCUAUAACUUAUACUCAAUACUCAGAAGCAUAUUUAGUUAAUUUAGGGUGUUUGGCACCCAGGGUAAUUUCAUUUUCCGGCCCCCUCAAUUCUGAAACCCAUUAUUUUCAUCCAUAAAAUACCAUCAAAGCUAUAAAUUUUAGAGCACAACUGAACUAGUCUGGGGACAUUUUAGUUCUGUCUCCCUCUCCUGCUUCCCUCUCCUGCUCCCCCCUCCCCUCCCCUUUCCAUUUUAAAAGUAAACAUCUGCUUAUACUAUAACUUGAAACUUGUCUUGGCUCUUCUCUCUUCAUUGACAGCUCUGUAUGUUGAAAUGUAAAUAAAAUAUGCAUUGUUUAGGAGCAUGCCUAAUAAUUGGGCUAAAUUAUGUUCCUCGUGCCACUUUGAGUUUAUGUGUAGGAUUCAGUUUCUGUCUCUUUUGUUUAUUCUUUGUUACUAGAUAAUAAUUCUAAGCAGAUGGAAUGUUUUAAAUUAAUAUUUCAUUUGGUGGUUAAUUGUAAUAUAUCAAACGAGGCUAAAUUUUUCACCAUUUUCAAAAAGGCAGUGUCAAUACGUCUGGCGCGCCGGCUGUAUAUCUCCCGCACUAUUUGUCCGGCGACCAAGUCACAUGACCGCCGUAACAAAGUGGCGAGAGAUAUUUUGUCCAUCAGCCUUGUCACGUGACCGUAAAUUAUUCAAAACUAUUGUUAAUUUUAAAAUCUAUUUCCCUACCAAGUAAUGUACAUCUUGCAUGCAAAUAAUAGAAAAAAACUGAAGUGAAAGUGGCUUGUAAACAUUUUUGUUUAGUUUGUUAUUUGAGUUUGUGUACCAGUACCCAUAAUAUAAUUAGGGGCCAGUAUUCAGUAUGCAGUAGACAACCAAUAAAAGUAAAAGAUUUUAAAUUGUAAAGUAAACAUUUUAAAUUGUUUAAUUUGCUGCAAAAUAUUUUAAAACUUCUCAUAAAACUACUGUUGCUGAUGAACAUGAUAAUUUAUAAAUAUAAUAUAAAAUAUUUUAAAUUAAAAUGGGGAAAAAAAGGGGUUCCCAUGCGGGGAAUUGAUCCACAAAUAUAGUAUCGUCAAGCGGCCACUCUACCACAUGACCAUACAAGAUCUUCUUAGUAGAUACUUCCUUCGGAAGAAUAUUUGUAGAUAUGAAUGAGGAUUGAAGGUAUUUCUAAAAAACUAUUUCAUUUAAUAUUAAAGUUUUGCUCCUAAUUUUCAUAGCUCUCUGUAAGUCCUAAAACGGCACAUUCUCUUUCUUUCCCCUCCCCAUUUCACCAGAUAUGUUUUUUGCUUUUCUUUUUUUUUUUUUUUUUUUUUUUUUUUUUUUUUACACAGCCACUAUCUUGGUUGCCAUGACACGUCUGCUGUCAUGACAACCAAGAUGGAGUCUGGGAAAUGAGUGCCAUGCCAAAUGUAAAUUCACUAAUAAUUUGAUUAGUUUUGGGAAAGAUUUUCAGGACCUAUCAUAAAAAGCAUUAGAAUAGAUAUUGAAAUUAUUGUAUGAUUUUCAUCAUUUAAUUUUUAAAAAUUUGUUUCUUUUUUUUUUUUGCACUAGGUAUCUAAUUGAUGUUAGGUGGUUUAAACAAUGGAAAAAAUAUGUUGGUUAUGAUCAAUGGGAUUCCUACAGUGUUGGAGAUCAGAGUGUUCAUCCUGGUCCUAUAGACAACUGCUCAUUGCUUAAGCGUAAGUAGGAUAUUUAUUCUGUGAAUUAAACUGUUAAUUUUUCUUUACAUUAACUCUAGUAAAAUUUACUUAUGUCAUUUUUUGCAAAUUGUGGUAAUAAAAAUCAGUGGAUUACCACUUUAUUCUUACUUAUUGUCAAAAUAUAUCUACAGCUGACACAAACAUCUUAAGGGAACAUCUGGUUGAUGAUCUGGACUAUAUAUUGCUACCUGCAGAUGCCUACGUGAAGUUGUCUUCCUGGUAUGGAGUAGCUCCAGGACAGGUAGGAGAGAAUUAUUCACAUACUUUUAAAAAUGAAUUUCAUUGAUCAAGAAAGAUACAGUUAAGGUUUCUAACAGUUAAGGUUUCUAAUUUCCCUUCACAGACUUCCUUCACACCCAAUAAAUAGUACAAUGACACAUUUACCCUAUAGCUGUCAAGAACUUUUCAUUUUCAGCAUUUUCAUGUACUUACUACUUAUGCCUUUUACCCCAUCUGGGGCAUAGGCUGUCUACAAGAAUAUUCCAUUCAUCAUGGUCCUGUAAUUUCCUUUCCAGUUGCUUCCAGGUGUAUCUCAUACUUAGUGUGUCUGCCUCUAGCUCGCGUCUCCCUGUUUUCUUAGGCCUUCCUCCCUUUAUUUUGCCCUGUGGAUUCCAUGUUAGGAAUAGUCUAUCUAGGGGUUUUCCGAGAGUGUGCCCUAUCCACCUCCAUCUUUUUCUUAUGAUGUCUUUAUCAAUAGGCUUCUGGUAUGUCUUUUCUAGUAAGUCUUUGUUGGUGAUGGUGUUUGGCCAUUUGAUGUUCAGGAUCUUUCUAAGGCAAGUGUUAUGAAGGUCUAUAAUUUCUGCUUAGUAUUUUCAUAAGCUUGUCAAAAAUGACAUAAUCCCAGACUAAAUAAAAUUCAGAGACCAUAGAAGUGUACAUUUUCUUUAAGUUCACUGGACAAGGUAUGUGGUAUGAAAAGAAUUUGUUUUUAUUUUAUUUAUGUUGAUAUUGACCUUUACAGAGUGAGUGCAAAUCUAGUGCUCAACUUCUGAAUUCAACCCAAAAUAAUACUCCAGAAAUUGGUCAAACUAUCAUGAAAUAAAGUUGUUGAGAUAUUAGAAGCAAUAUUCUUUCAGAAAAUGUCAGGUUAUAGUUUACUUAUUUUGAAAAUUGUAAUAUGAAUUUUGUUCAUUUACUACCUUCAAAUUUUUGUCUUACAAAAUACAAGGGGGAGAAUGCUUGAAAUAAGAAAUCUUUUUUCAAUUGAAUAUAUUAAAUCUAUUUUUGAUUAAUUAAUACUCCUAAAUAAACAGAAAAAUAAAAGUUUUUGUUGUAGACCUUUGGGAUCCAGUCUUUGUCUUUUUCUGUUCGAUUUUCAUCCCUUCCCAAAUGAAUUUGUCUAAAAUUUUAAAUGUCUGACUCUUAUGUUCCCAUUACCAAUAAAUCUAAUACUGUCAAUACUAGCACUGGGAGUAUCUUUGAAAUCAUUGCUUUCGUUUUAUUCCAUUUAAAAUAAUUGUAAUAAAUAAAUUCUGUGUUGAAUUUGCAAUCAAAAGGGGGCCCUCUCCGACAUCAGUCAUUAUCAUUAUGGCUGUAAAAAAUUUUGAGAAAAUUUCACACCAGAAUAUACAAAAAAAAAUCUCAGAUAAAAUCACGUUAACUCAUAUACAUACAUAUAUGUACUGAUUUCCCUUUAACCAAUGUACAUUAAAUCAUUCACAUUUUUCAUGAUGAUUUUGCUAGCGGUCGAUUAUAUCUGCCGUGACAACAUAGAAAGAGUUUAAUGGCAGAUGAUUGGCCACAAUCACAGUUAUAUGGUUAACUUUCCUAUAUUUCACUCCAAAACGAAUGCCUUACGUCCAACAGGGAUUUUUAACUGCAACAUACACUGGUCCUGAUAGACAAGAUUUCUUCUAAGGAUACAAAAUACUCGAUUUAGACCAGCACUCCAAUCCACUAACUGAUAUUAAGUCCUCUCCUAACAAUAGCAACAAAUCUGAAAAUCAGCAUACACUGCAAGUAAAAACACUGGAGAGGACCAACCUCAUAAUUUUACUUAUGAACUCCCUCAAACUGUCUGUACAGAUCUGACUGGCAAAGCAUCUUUGUUGCUCUUUUAUACCCUUUUUUUACAAAAUCUGUCAGAACAUUCAUCACCCAAUCAUGUGUCUUUCAAACAUUUACAACACUCUCAUAGAUUCUAACUUUCAUUCACUUAAUUUAUUGUAUCCAUUUAUUAAAUUAGUCUUGUCAAUAAUUUGUCUAUUCCUCAGCAACCUAUUGUUAGAAAGGUCAUUGAACAAGGAAUGUUUGUAAAACACUGUAAAGUAGAAGUGUAUUUAAUGGAGCUAAAACUCUGUGAAAACUCUAACCCCACCAAUGUGAUAACCCAUGCUUUCAGUAGAGCUGAUACAAUAGGUUUGCUUUAAUCAAUUUAUAUUAAUCACUAUAUAUUAUUCACUAUUUUGGUUGUUAAGCAUAUUGAUUUUCUCACUUGAAAAAGUGUUGUUAUUUAUUGUCAUAUCCUAAAAUAUUUUUAAAAUGCACAUAGUAAUAAUUUUUCUUCUGCUCUUUGCUUUCAGCUGCAAUUGAACAGGAAAUGCGUAACCUGUUUUCCAUUCCCGAAGACAAAGAAGUUCGUCUGUGGAAUCGUUAUAUGAGCAAUACUUAUGAACUUCUGAGUAAAAAAGAUGUGACAUUGCAAGAUGCUGGACUUUAUCAAGGACAGGUAAUUCUUACAUUUAAAAAACACUAUCUACUUAGGUUAAAAGUUAAAAAGGCAGGACGGUUAAAUGUGAUAACUACAACUAUUUUAAACAGUAACUAUUCAAAGUUAUUUGAAAAUAUUUUUGAUAGAAUUUACAUGAUACAAUUUUCUUGUCUGAUAUACAUUUGUUAAAAUCACAUAUUACCUUCCAGAUAUAUCCAUUGUUACACUUUUGUUUAGGUUAUAGUUGUAGAAUUAAAGAAUGAAGAUGGUACAUGGCCUAGGCAAGCAAAGAGGUAAGGAAUACUUUAGUAUGUGUGGAAAUAUUAUAAGGUUUAAAAAUAAAGAAUUAUUAUUUAAUACUUUAAAAAUGUUAAGCAUUCAUACCAUUUUGUUUAAUAGAAUAAUGCUUGCGCAGAAAAUGUAUAGGAGAUAUUCAUCAAACAUUGGUUUUACAGCUCACAUUUUAAUUAUGUUUCUUUAAUUUAUUGCUUUGUUUAAUUCGUUAAAAUUUAAAUGACUUUCUUAUUAUUUUUGAGAUUCAUCAACUUUUAGUUAUUGCCUUUAAAAUAAAAAUGCUAGAAAAAACUUAGUUACGCAGUGUUUUCAAAAUUGAGAAUUACCUUUUUUUUUUUAGUAAUACUUGUAAUAUAAUCAGUUGGUGUAGUAAAGUCAUAUUUUUUCAUUGUAAUUCAUUCUUUAGCGCAUCGUUCACUUAAAGUUACUUAGAAAAUUUGCUAAUCAAAUUUUAUACGGUAUAUAAAUAAAAUUUUUAAAAUUAGACGAUGAUAACAUUAUGGCUUUCCAACUGAAUGUGAUUAGCUAAAUUUUAUUUGAAAUAUUUUUCAAUGUUUUUGUUAUUAUUUUAUAUAUUUUGAAUGUGCUUAUAUUGACAGUGCAAACUCAUUCAACUCUUCUCAAACCACAACCAGGUAACUAUUUUUUUGUCUUUGACAAAAUAAUUAAAAGAGAGUAGUUAACUUUAACCUGAACUUAAUUAUUAGUUUAAAUGACAGAUUUGUUUAUUUUGAUUUUUUAAAAGAUUGCAUUGUUUUUCUUACACUUGACAAUGGUAUUCAUAAUUUAUUUUCUUUAAAUUAAAAACAGAAGGAAUAAUUAAAUGUCAUAUUGUUUGUCAGGGGCUCAGGAUAUAGUGGCGCCAGUGGUUCAGCCACCAAUGACUCAGUAAGCCAAACAAACACAACUGUUGGCUAUGGCAGUAACAGUGUGAAUAAUUACUACAGUAGUAAUUCAUAUGAUCGCAGUGGGACCAGUAAACCAGGGCUCUGUGGAUUAGCCAAUUUAGGAAAUACAUGCUUUAUGAACUCUGCCUUACAGGUUAGUGUAUUAAAAUGAGGGAUGCUAAACCCUGAUUUUUUGACAAAUCAGUUUUAUAAAACCGGUUUUAAACCGGAUUACAUUUUAUGCAAAGCAUUUUAACUGUUUGUGUAACAGAUAAAUAUUCUUAUAGACUUCUAUAAGCUGGUAAGUUGAAGCAGAAAUCUAUUUUUAGAGAUGAAAUGCCUUAUUCUCUCCAUGAUGAUUUUGAUAUCACAGUUUGAUUUGAGCACAUAACCCACCACACCAAGCCCCAGGGCUUGUGGAAUCAUCUGUUGCCCUGACAUCAGAGUUGUUAAAACGACAAACUUUAAUUUUGAUUUCAAUAAAAUUUUAUUUUAUUUACUUAACUAACUUCUCGCGUGAACUACAUUUAUUGUUGUACGACUAUUAUUAUCUGUGAAGUAGCUAGCCUAAGUGCUGUCCUGGGUGGAACGAGAUGUUUACCACCGCCUCAUGUAAAGAAACAAGUGCUACCUGGGGAGGACCGCUCCAUCAGCAUCCCCUUUCCCAUGCCAGUGAUCAUUAUUAAAUGUUACUGUGACGAUGAUAUCUGUACUUAAUCCAACUUGUUAACUUAUAGCAGACUACACACAAUGUGAUCUGGGAUUUAAUAUAAAAGGCAGUAUUCUAUUUUUUGAAGAAUCCCUCCUAAACUUAAGCUAGCCCCUUUAUGGAAUUUUUUCAUAAUACUGCUUAUUGACAGCUGUUUAAGUUUUUGGAUCUGUUCCGAAAGUUUGUUUUUAUAUUUUAAAAUUUAGUUUGACUUAACUCUUACUAAUUUGACUUCACAGUUUCUCUCAGCUUUGUUAAUUGAUAUGAGCCACUACCCUUAUAGAUAAUAUAUCAGAUAACACUUGUAGAUAUUUGUUGAAGUUAUUUUUGUUUUCCAAUAGUGUAUGCUUAACGUCAGCCGAUUAACAGACUAUAUGCUGAGCAACCAGUGGGAAAAGGAAUUAAACAAAGAAAACCCCUUAGGCAUGAGAGGUGAAAUAGCCAUCACAUAUGCCGAGCUUACCCGAGAAGUGUGGUCAGGUCAAAGGGCAUACACAGUGCCCAGAAACUUUAAGGUAACAUUUUUAACCAUCUUUUUCAGAAGCCUGAUAUCAUUAUAUAUUUAUCUCUUUCCAAUGGAAAUUCAGCUCGAUAAAAGUUUGUAAAUAAAUAAAUUCUAUUAUUCUCAAGAGGAAAGAACAAUGUAACUCCUCUUUUGAGUAAUUUGUCAAUGAAUUAUUAGUCCAAAUAGUCUACACUUUGACUUUCAAUGACAUUUUUCAGGGAAAUAUUGAAUUAAUUGGUAAGGUUUGAGACACUCGAGCCUGAUGCAAUUUUUUCUUAAUUUUAGCUGAACAAUUAUGAUAGAAAUGAGGGUUAAAAUUUAUUUAAUUUAUCAUAUUUAAAUAUACAACUUAAUUUUCUUUGAAUAUUUUUCUAUAUACAGGUGGCAGUGGGUAGGUUUGCACCCCAGUUUUCAGGUUACCAGCAACAAGAUUCUCAAGAGCUAAUGGCCUUUUUGCUUGAUGGACUUCAUGAAGACCUUAAUCGCAUUAGAAAAAAGCCCUACAUUGAACUCAAGGACUCGGGUGGACGACCUGACAAUGUAAUCUUUUUAAAAAAAAAAUCUUAUUCAUUUUUUUUAAACAAGCCUAAGCCAAGAAAUGCCUGUCAACUGUGUUAACGCUUAUUUUUAUUUUAGGGGAGGGGGAGAGAGAGAAAGAUAACAAGAUUUUAAAUGAUAUCUCAAUAAAGGUAUUUAGUAUUUUUUAAUAAUUUUUUUCUUUCUUUUUCAGAUUGUUGCCAAAGAAGCGUGGGACAAUUACAAAAAACGAAAUGACUCCAUUAUUGUUGAUAUUUUUCAUGCCCUUCUAAAAUCCACUGUAAGAUGCCCAGACUGUGAGAAAAUCUCUGUGACCUUUGACCCAUUUUGUUAUUUAUCUUUACCCCUGCCCAUAAAAAAAGAACGUCAAAUGGAAGUGAUAUGGGUGCCUCUGCCUCCUGAAAAAAAACCUAUGCAGGUAAGUACAACUAUACACUUAUCCAAAUUAUCAGCUGAUGUUUAUAAACAAAAUUUUAUUUAAAAAAUACCCAUGUGUAUGGAAACAGUGCAUCUUUUAUAGGCUAAAUAUAUAAUUUAAUGAAUCCAUUUUUUCUUUACCAAUCUAAAUCCAUUUAUAAUUUUAUUAGUAGUUUUUUUAGUCAGUUUUUAACAUUUAUAUACAUAAGAAAAUGAAAAUACAUUCUGUUCUGAAUAGCUAAAAUUGACAGUGCCUAAGGCAGGCAGCAUCCGUGACUUGUGUAUAUCAUUAUCAGCCCAAGUAGACGUUCCAUCUGACAGGGUAGGAUUGUGUUUUUGCACUCUUAUAUUUUAAAUUUGAAAAAUAUUUCAAAAGAACAUUGCAUCUUCCAUUUAUGUAUUACUAUUUUAUUACAAAUUAUUUGGGUUAGUUUUUAGUUUCCUUAAAACUUAAAAAAAAUGUAAGACAAUCCAUAAAUCAAAUUGUAAGAAAAUGUAAGAACUGUUUGAUGAUGAACAGCCACAUAACUGGCAAAGAAGUUUUAAAGUAAUGGAAAUCACAUAUUUAACUUCAUCUAACUUAAUUAAGACAUUUGACACUUGUAUAUUUGAAUUAGGCAAAUGUUCUUUGUUACAUUGUACUUUUACCCCAGGAGCCCUCACAAAAGACGGUGUUGUCCAGAGGCUUCAUUAGACUCGUUUAGAAGCUCAGUGUUUUCCAAUAUAGGCAAUUUUGGAUAUGUUUGGGGUUAAUUUUUUCCUGUCCUGCUUAAGAACAUAAUUGGUGUGCCAAUCGUGCGUUUGUGGAUGCAGAUUGGAAGUGUGGUCCCCCCCCCCCAAAAACAACCCAUUUGUGGUAGAUUUUGCCCCUGUGGUAAAUGUUUCCACGGUUGUGAACUUUCAGCCAUUUUUUCCCCCCAAAAUGGAUGCGAUAUUUGUUUUGACAGGCCAGUUUGAUUGAUAAUUUUGUUUUUAAGUAUCCGCCAUGUUUUGAAAGUAUCUGCUGUUUCAUUAUAAAUAGGCUCAGGAAAUUUGUGGCCAUCUCACAUGUGCUGAAUACCUUUUGUCUUUUGGCCUUUCUUUUCCAUUCUAUGAAAUAUCAGCUGCCAGUUUUAUAACUUCUGCUUAUUAUUCAAAGCCAGUGAUUUCACCCUUGGUUUCGGAAAUUGUCUUUUCCUCGUGAGGUUGUAAUUUUUUUUAUGUGUACUGCAGAUUAUGAAUGUUAAUUUAUGAAUAUUUUAUUGGAACUUUUUAUGUUUUUUUUCCUUGUGGGAUGAAGUUGUUAAGUUUAGUCCUCUAAUGACAAGAUUGUUGAUAAAUGUGCAUUGGAUUAAAAAAAAGUGUAAAAUGCAAUUAACUUCAAACAUUUUUAGCAGUUUAUGACAUUCUAAUGUUCAACAAUUCACAUUAUUUUUUCAAUUUACUUUUUUGGGCUUUUUAGAAUAUUUAUGAAGUUAAAUGUGCCUUCCAUUUAUAUCUCAAUUAAUUUUAAACAUAUUGCUGCAGCAGAAAUUAUCAGAUAGAAAUGAAGCAAUAGUUAUCAUGAAAUACUUAAAUAUAUCAAAUCUUAAAUGCUUAUUUUAUUAAACUAUAAAACUAGGUUCUAUGUGUGCCAUUGACAAGUACCUAAAUUUGUUUUCCAGAUGGUUGUCACUGAUGUUUACAAUCACAGGUUUCACAAAAUUUUCAACAUGGAUGAGGGAGUAAACCAUAUUUUAGACAGGGAUGAUAUAUUUAUGUACGUUCUUUUCUUGACCUUUUAAUUAUUAUUUAAAUACAGGUUAUAUUGGUCUUUUGAAAAAAACAUUUUUCUUUCCUUUUUUUUUAGUACAUAUGUUUUGCAAAGCACAAAAAGAAAGCUUACUGGCUAAUUCUUUUAUAAAUGUUUUAGGAAGAAAGAGUAAUAAACAUCCUUUCCAGAUCUUUAAGUAAUUUGAUAAAGUAAUUGAAUAUUGAGAAUAAUAAUAUCCACCCCCAUCCCUUUUCACUUCUCAGUUAUGAGAUUCCAAACAGUAACAUUGAAGACCCCAACACUAUGAUUUUGCCUAUCUACCUUAGGGACAAAAAGUAAGUGCCUUAAAUGUUUGUAUUUAACACUUCAUAACCACAUAACGAAGUUUAAAAAAAACGUAUCCACGUCUUUUUACGCUGGGACAAUGAAACAUAUGGUUAUACAAAAGAAGCCUUAAAACUUUUUCAAGAAAGACAAUAUUUAUUUCACUUGAGUUCAUUUUACUCAGGAAUCCGUAUAUUGCUAGAGCUUAAUUAAUAGAUAAAUAAUCCUUUAUAACAAUAAAACCUUGGCUCUCGUGCAGUAAUUGGAGUCCAUAAAAUUGGAUUGAGACAAAAGCAUGGUUGUGCAAAUACAGAGUUUUACAAUAUUCUAUUGCAUAGAAUUGGGACUUUUAAAAAGUAGGAAGAUGGGUGAUUUUAUUUUUCGAAAAAAACUAUUUUUUACUCUCUUCUGGUUAGUGAGCUAUGUGGUGAUGAAGAUGGACUUGUUUUAUUGGAUUUGUGAUUGUGUUGCAUGAGAAUAUAAAAAUUUGAAAACUCUUUUUUCCAAUGCUUUGAAAGAAAGAAUUUUACAUACCAAUACAUUUUGGGAGUCAUGCCAUGAUAGCACUGUAUCUGAAUUCUGGUUAUAGCAGGGUUUCACUUCCAUCCCAUCCCUGUGGCUCUACAGCCCAUGUAGGGCUUUGGCCUGCCUCAUCUAUUCCUUCCACUCACACCUAACUCAUGCUUUUCUUUUCUAUGCUUGGAUUCCCAGCUGCUGUAGAUCUUUUUUCACAUCAUCCGUCUAAGCCUAGGUCUGCCUUUGAACCGUUUUCCUCUGGGGUUUUGGUGGUUUCAUUUUAAUCUAAAUUGCUAUCAAAUUAGAAAUCUGAGCCCAUUAUUGACAAAAUUAAAAUUUAUCCCUGUAAAACAAUCAAAAUUUUGUAAAAAUUGGCCUGUAAGCAAAGUAAUUGAUGUUGGUAGCAUCUAUCUGUCUUCAAGGGAUGUUGGUGUAGCUUCUGUUUUUUUAGUAGAGUGAGCUUUACGAAUAGUUUUGAUUUCCUAAGGUCAGAAAAGACGCAGAGUUUAUGAACUAGUGUCUCCAUAACUAGCUCUUCAAGUCCACCAAAUUUACCUGGUUAUUUGAAAUAUUCAUUUAAAUGAUCAAUGAUUGUCUUUCUCAUUUUAAGUUGCUAAAAUAUGUAUGUUCCUUUCAGAUAUGGUGUGCGGCACUCAGACCACAACUCUGUUUCCAGUCAACCUUUAUUUGGUCAUCCAAUGCUGUUGGCAGUUCCAAGAAAUAACUGCACAUAUGAAAAACUUUACCAACUACUAUUACAAAGAAUGUCGUAAGUUGAUGGAUAUGUUAAAAAAUCAUUUUUAAAUUUCAGAUAUUGUUCAUGUGUUUCAGCAUUCUCUUAUUUGUUUGUUGUUUAUGAUAAAAAUUAAAGAUUUUAAAUAAAUGUAAACAAUAAAGCAAAGCUCAAUAAUAAUAAUUUUUCCACUCAAAAUUCAGUAUGACAUGAAAAUGGAGUGUGUAAGAUUAAGAAAAUGUUACUAUUCAUUUUUUAUAUCAGUCGUUAUGUAAAAGUCCCUGAUGCAUCUGAAGAAUGGCAAGAGGAGCCACUGGAGGAAGAUGAGGAAGAUGAUGAUGAUUCAUCAUCAGCUAAUACAAACUCUUCUUUUUGUGGGGCCAGUAAUGGAAAUCUUGAAGAAGAUGGAGGUGGUGGGGAAGCCAGCAAUGGUCACACUAUCAAUGGUAGAUUUUUUGUUUAAGCUUUUGCUAUAAGUACAAACUAGAAUAAAAUUAAAUUUUUAGUUUUUACAAACUUUAAAUGUUAAAUUACAUAAUACUUCAAAAGAUAAAGUCAUAGUCAUAUGAUACACAUUACAUGACUUGUUGCUAGGCGUGAAAUGAUUAAAUGGAGAAUAAAUAAAUAAUAUUUUGCAAGUCUUUCAAAAGCUUUCGGAUUUGAGUGUCCUUUAAUUUCUAUACUUUUGAUUUAGUAAUAAAUAUGUUUUCAAAAUCAGAACUGGAAAUGGAGACACUGGGUGGUAAUGGAGAAGGAGAAAAUACCUCAAAUAAUAAACCAGGAACAGAGGAGGAUGUUGCAUCAUGUUCCAUAUUGUUACCACCAUCUUCUCGAGGCAGACGCAUCUUCACAUUGCGAGCUGCCAACAGUUUUGGUCGCGAUGAAACUGGUACAGUUCUAGUGGAUGAUGGGAAACCCUUGAGAAUGACUAGUAAGUUCGGUAUAAUUAUAAUUAUUUUUUGUUCAUCCAAGAAUUUAAUUUUAACAGAAGGGAUUAUCAUUCUUACCAAUUAUAUAAAUUCAUCAAACUUAAAUUUUUAAAAUAUAUUAAACUUUCUUUAUUACCAUUUAUUUCUUCUAAGUUCAUUAAAUCUGAUAUAUUAUUUUUUAAAACCAGCUACCUUAUCAUUAAAAUCAUUUUUUCUUCAGUUUAUUUAAACAAAAUUAUUUAAAAAUUCACAGACAGAACAUAUGUAGCUGUUGACUGGAGUAAAGCAGCUAAGGACAGAUUCUUUGAUGAAAAGGCUGCUGAGGUAGCAAUUAUCCCAUUUGAAGUAUUCUAUGGUUCUUGAAAAUUCAAGAAUCUAUAUAUUUUUUAUUAGCAAUAAUUUGCAAUAAAAUUUUAAUGGUUGUUUUUUUUAAGGUAAAAAAAAAGAAAAGGAAUAUUUAAAAAAGUUUUAAAGGGGAUUCGCUAAUAAAAAGGUUUAUCAAAUUCCAAAGUUCUUAGUGUUGGUAUUUGGAUCACUUUAUUUCCACAUUACCCUGCAGCAUCAUUGAUAACAUUUUGAAGGCUAAUAUCUUUUUUUACAAUAUCAUUUUGAAUCAAUUGUAAUGAAUAGUUAUCAAGCAUUAUAAAGCAUUUAUUUAGUUAUUUUGCAGAAUUAUAAAUUUACAAAUAAUAUAAUUGUUUUCAUCUCAGGAUUUUGAAGAGCAUGAUAGUAUGAAGUCUCGUGUUGGACAAAAGAAGACAGUAAUUCAGUUAGAUGAUUGCCUGAAGCUCUUUAUGAAAGAAGAACAACUGAGUGAUAAAGAUCCAUGGUAGCUUAUUGUAUAGUUUGUUGAUGUUUUUAUCAAAAUAAUUGAUUCAUUAUUUUUAAAAAAACUUUAAGUUAAAUGUUGAAUCUCAUCAUGAGGUACAAGUAAUACAAUUAAUUGUUUAAAAAAAAAUGUCUCAAAAAUGAUCCUGCUUUUGCUUACGCAGGUAUUGCCCUGAUUGUGAACAGCACAAGCAAGCCACAAAAAAGUUUGACCUGUGGUCACUCCCUGAUGUCCUCAUCAUCCACCUAAAAAGAUUCUCCUACAACAAAUAUUGGAGAGACAAGAUUGAUGUUCUUGUUGAGUUUCCAUCUCAGUAAGCAGAUUAACUAUAAGCUAGACGUUUCUAUAUUAUUUAGAUAUUUGUAUAUCUAAGGCCAUUAAUGUAGUAGUUUUGGCGUUUGAUGUGAUCAAAUUUUCAAUGAUAGAAUAAAGAAAGAAAUUUUUACACUAUUCCAUUUUUAUAAGUAUUGCAAAGAUCUUUAUUUUUGUACUUAUAUUUAAUUUACAUGGGGAUCAAUUUCAAAAUAUUUGUGUAAAAGAUCAUUUCCAAGAGUUAAAUAUUUCUUUCCUACAGUGGUUUGGAUCUUCGCAAGUAUAUCAUCAAUGAGGAAUCCAAUGAAUGUGAUGUGUAUGAUCUCAUUGCUGUAACAAACCAUUAUGGAGGCUUAGGGGGAGGUCAUUGUAAGUGUAGCCUACUUCAGUCAUGUUUAAAAAAUCAGCUCUUUAUUUACACUCUUUAUUUGCUUUUGAUAGUCAAAUAUUUGAUAUUUUCAAAUAGUCACACUUAUAAAUGAAUGUAAGUUUCCUCUGUGGUUGAUAACUUGACAGAUAAAAAUGACAGUCUUUGACAUUGGGUUAAUUUUUUGAGAUUGGGAAAAAUUGUAAUUUUGUUUAAAGAAAGCGUAUUUUUUUAAGGUUAUCUGUCAGCCAUAUUUCUGGCUUUAUUCUUGAUGAUAUUCUAUUACAGAUACAGCAUAUGCCAUGAACAAAGAUGACAACAGCUGGUACUAUUUUGAUGAUUCAAGUGUGACAAGUUCAUCAGCUGAAUCUGUUGUUGUAAGCUAUCAAGAUGCAUUUUGCUUUUUCAUUUCUUAAAUAUGAAGUGAAAGUUUCUUGUCUAUUACAUGUUCUUUUAGUGUAAUAAAUAACUUAUUGAGAAAACAUUUCAUUUUACCCCUUCACAAUUUUAUGGGUACCUAUUUCACUUCUGCUGUUAAGAAGGGAGGGCAUCAUGCUUCAUUGUUUAAAAAAUCUUUUUAAAAAAAAAAAAAAAAAAAAAAAAUAACUUCCUUAGUUCUGUUUUUAUUUUUUAUUUUUUUUUAAAUAAAACAUAUCUAAAUAAUAAUUUAAAAAAUUUUAAAAAAUCUUGAAAAAUUAUUUGUAAAAUAUACACUGGGAUACAUAGGCUCAGAAAUCUAUUAUUUGCAACAUUUUAAUAAAAGUAAUGAAAAAGUAAAUUAAAAAAAAAAAGAUUUAAAUUAAAUAUGUUUGAAAAUUAAUGAAAAUACUUAAAAUUCAAAAGGAGAUUACAUUGUUUACAUAUGCAAAAUUACUUAUGUACAUAAUGUCAUUUGUGUUUUUAAUUUAUGUAUGUAUAUAUAUAUUUUCUAUAAUUGUUCAGAUCCAUUUGAGUGCUACGUUCUAAUCAACAUCCCACUAAUUAUUAUUUCAGACAAAAGCAGCAUAUGUCCUAGUAUACCAGAGAAAGACCCUCAAUCAAAACAGAAAAUCCCUUCGUGCCACCAAAGGAGUGAACUCCAAUACAGCCAUAUCUAUUCCUGUCAGCCAUGUUUCUUCUCAUAAAUUUCCUGAUUCUUCCAUCCCUAAUGGUGUGGGGGCAGCAAGUGAAGAGGAUGAAAUGGAAACAAACUAGGCUUUAUUCCUUUUUUUUUUGACAGGUUUAGACUGUUGAAUGAAGGGUAAAUACUUUACAAUAAGUUACUGUCAGAUCGAAAAAUGUUAUAUUUUUUAAAGUUCCAAAAAUAGUUAAGUUUUAAAAAUGAAAACGGAUACUCAAGUAAAAUGAUUUAGGAAGUUAAUGAAUAACAAUAGUCAAUUUUUUAAAACUUAAUUAACAAAAUAUAUUUUGGUAAAAAAAAAUUAUAUAAACAUAAACAAAGCCAAUUGUGACAAUGUUCUCAUUCAAAAAUUUUCAAAAUGUCUGAUAUAUCAUGAAUUAUUGAUGGGUGAUUGAACAUAACUCCCACCUUAGUCUGUACCAUGUUUAAAAUGAAAGUUGCUGUUUUUCAUUAAAAUAAUUGUUUUCACUAGAGCCUGUGAUAUGUUGGGAUAAGCCAGUGAAUUUAAAAAAAACAACUCUAGUUGAUAAAUUUUUAAAUAACUAAAACCUUCAAUAGAUUGCUUACUAGAUCAUAAGUUCUAGAACUGGUAAAUGACAUUGAACAAAAUAAAUUCAUUUUAAAAGCGUACAGUUUUUUAAAAGAAAUAACAAGAUUAUUAUUAAUGACAUGCAUUGUCUACAGUGUAUUUAAGUGCUUAUAAUUAAUAACUUUGAGGUUGUGGCAAGCUGGGUUAUACCGAUAUAUAAGUAGUUUUAUCACAUAUAUUUUAAUUAUACAUUUUUCAAACACUUUUAUAAUAACAAACUGGCAGAAAAAAUGCUAAAGAAAAAUUCAGGAAUUAAAAUAAGUAGUUCAAACUGAGAAAUGGUUGAAAGUAUAUUUAAACUUAAACAGAAAAAUUUAUGUUAUGUAAAUUUAUGUCUUCAAUUGGAAAUUUGUAGAAAUUAAUUAAGACUUCGGUCAUCCAAUGUUAGGUAAGCACUGAUGGAGGAGGGUGGUCUAAUUAGGAGAUUAUGUGAACAGGUGCUCAUAAAUGGCAUUCUCCGUUACACAAAUAAUCAAUUAUUAAGGACAUAACUGCAUCUUUAAUAUACUUUUUUCAUUAUCAGACACAACAAAAUCUAUAAUGUAGGGGAGGGAAUCUAUAUUAUUUAUCUAAAUACAUAACUAGUGAAGGUGGAAUAAUGAUUUUGCUGGUUAUGGGAAAUGCAAAUUUAUAUUGCACAUCUAGCACCAUAAUGCAUUCUGCUUCUGGUAGUACAAAUAAGUAUGGUGUCUGGCAUAUUAUGUAUGAUAAAGUUCAAGUAGUAUUGAAAAGAUGUUAUUUGCUUCCAUUUUUUCCCCCCAAGUUAGUCUGUGAAAAAUAUCUUCUUUUUUUUUCUGCUAGAUCUAAAUUUAAAAAAAAAACGAAAAAUUAUAGUUUUUUUUUUUUUGAAGCAGUGGUUCUUUUUCUGAAGAUAAUGAUUUAUGGAAAUCAGACAGUCCUUCAAAAAAUAUCUUCUUUUUUUUUCUGCUAGAUAUAAAUUUAAAAAAAAAACGAAAAAUUAUAGUUUUUUUUUUUUUGAAGCAGUGGUUCUUUUUCUGAAGAUAAUGAUUUAUGGAAAUCAGACAGUCCUUCUGAAACAUUCUGGAGAAUUGUGAGGACAGUGGCUCUCUGAGAUAUUUGUUUCAGUAAUCUUGUACAGCACUCAACCUAUUACAUGAAAACUGGUUAUGCUUCUAUUAAGGAAAAAAAAAAUCAAUUCCUAUUAGCAUAGGGUUUCAUUUUUCCUGAAAAGUUUUUUUUUUUUAGAUGUUUGCAUCAAAUAUGAUUAACUUUGUUUUCAAAUUUAAACUUAGCUUUGUUAAAUUUCUGGAAAUUCAGAUUUCAAAAUGAUAACUUAGUAAGAUUUCUCUGAAUUAUACACAACCUAAUAUUUCUUUUCGGUUUCCUUGUACUUGUCAUUUCAACUAAAUGGGGCUUACUGAGUCCAGUGCAUUAGGAAAAUCAGUUAAAGUGAAGGGUACAAAGAGAUUCUUGAUUCAAAUUUAUUUUUUGUCUAUGCAUCAGCAGUCAAUAUGCAAAAAGGAAUAUAAAUCCUCAAGCAUAUAUUUUUAAAAAAUUAGUAAUGUAUUAGUUUCAAGUUAGUAAUAGUAGCACUAAUUAGCCUGGAAAAAAAUAAAUCCCCGUACGGAAAAAGUAUACUGGAGCCACUGAUUUCACUUUGUAACCAAUUCAUGUAAAUACAAAUGAGCUUUUUUGUUUAAUUUCAUAUUCAUAUAAUUCAGGCUAAUAUACCUGAACUAUUGAAAAGGUUUCAUAAUUUCCUAUUUGUACAUAAUUGUAGUGACAAAAAAGGCCUUUGUUUAACUGAGCACCAAUUGAUGAUGUUCUGCAACAAGUUGUAUCUGACUGUAUUUAUAAGUGAAGUGACAUGAUUGUAUGAGAGAAAAAGAAACAAGUUUGCAAGAUUGAGAAACUGGGAAGGUUUUGACAAUUUUUUUUUUCUUUGUUUGCUUCUUAUUUAAACACAUUUAUAGAGAUGUAGAUCUCAACCUGAAAUUAUGUCAUAACAUAAAUUCUUAAACAUCAUCACUGAAAGAAUAGUUGAUUGUUUGAUUGACUUAUGAACAGUAGCAUAUCUUCAAAAAGUUGAUUUUGAAAUAACUGCAAUUCAUUUGUAAAGCUCCCCAUAUGAUUUUAAUAUUGCUUUAUGGCUAGUGCCGAAGCUAUAUAAAUUCUGUUAUUACCAGUUGGGGGAAAAAACCUGAGUAACACCGUUAAUUAUAUUAAAUUAAUUAUUCAGUUGUAACAUCUAAGUGUUAGUAGUUUUUCUUCUGUAAGGCAUUCAACACAGCCUAGAGAGAUUAUGUGUCAAGCUAUAAUUAAGGUGCCAUAAACCUCUGUUUCUGUUCCUCACAUUUCUAAAAUAUAUAGGUAAUUUUCAUUUUCAUGUGCAGUUCAGUUUUGGCCGGUUAGAAAGUGAACAUAGUAAAGAAACUUUUAGUUACAAAUAAAGAAAAGACACUUAUUACAUUGUAAGGUGGAUUAAAAAAAUUCUUUAAACAAUAUUAUUUUUAUUUAUUUUUACUUUUGUUUGUUCCUUUCUUUGAAAUGAUUAGUAAUUCUAUUAAAGGAUGUAUUUGAAAAAAUUAAUUGUUCUGAUUUUGUAAAAAGGAGAAGAAAAAAAUGUUUAUUGCCCUUGAGUAUAUAUCAAUGCUAAACUGGCUGACUGAGACAAUAAUUAAGACUAUUAGUUUCUUUCAGUUGGAAAUAGUGUAACAAAAUUUGGAGAUGUUAAUAAUUUCUUUUUUCACAAACGUUAAAAACCAUUGGGACUUAAAGAUAUAAACUUGAUUUAAUAUAGAUCUUAAUUUAUUCUUUCCACCUGUACACACUGAGGUUAGAAACUACCAUUUUAAUAUUUUGAAACUGUUUUUUUUCUCUUUCUGAUUCAUACAAAUGGCAAGAAAGGUGAUUGAAUUGUAAAUAAAAAACAUGCUGAAUAUUUCAUUGCACUAGGAAUUAAACGCUGAAUGACAGGAUGUAUAUUUUAUUUACUUAAAAUAAAAACUUGAGAUCUUUCAGCAAUGCUAAUUAUGUAAAUACCAAUAUUCGUGUUCUCUUUAUUAAUAUUUAGGUCAAGACUUAGAUUUAUUUUAAUACUGGUAAUUCAGGAAAAAUAAUUUUAGUUUAAAUAUGUAACUGCUGGAUAGUAAAAAUAAGUUGGAUUAAAUUAAAAGCCAUAUAAUUGAUACCACUGCCUAUCUAUGGGGAUGAAACAUUUUAGUAUUUAGUAAAAAUACAAUAUGCUUCAAAGACAUGUCUUUGUCCCUGCCUUCCCCUUUCUCUGAAUAUUGAUGUUACAAAUAAACAUGUUUCAUAUUACUGGAUAUUUAUAAGUAAUAAAG